Molecule: messenger RNA, 1062 nt
Organism: Penicillium antarcticum
Lineage: Eukaryota; Fungi; Ascomycota; Eurotiomycetes; Eurotiales; Aspergillaceae
Gene: rrp36
Product: putative pre-rRNA processing protein
Exons: 2
Coding region: 1-1062 (353 amino acids)
Biological process (GO): maturation of SSU-rRNA from tricistronic rRNA transcript (SSU-rRNA, 5.8S rRNA, LSU-rRNA)
Cellular component (GO): 90S preribosome; nucleolus
Source: RefSeq, a predicted model, not a curated record
AUGGCUGUUUCAGAUAUGCUCAAUCGCCGAGUGCGUGCUCGCCCUGACGAGGAGGAAGAUUAUUCAGAAGCCUCGGACUCCGACGACGAUGUUUCACAGCAAGGCAUUGGACCCGACUCGGACGACAUCCAGUCAGAGGGAUCAGACGAGUCCGAAGACGAAGGCAAGAACACCCCAGAUUCAGACUCCGAGUCCGACAAUGAAGAACCAGUUUCAGACGAAGCCUCCGACUCCGACAACGGCGAAGACUUCAAAUCCAGCCUAGCAAACAUAUCCUUCGGCGCAUUAGCCAAAGCUCAAGCCUCAAUGAGCAAAAAUAAGCGCAAAGACCGCCAAUCCUCGAACCAAGAACCCACCGAAAACGCAACAAACACUCUGGAUGACAUCCGCGCCAAACUCCGCGAAGCACGGGAACUGAAAGCGUCAGCCCAAACCAGAAAAGAAAAAGAGCGCGAAGCCAAAGAAAAGAAACGAGCCUCCAAACACGCACCAAUGGAACAAUCCUCCAAACGCGCCGUAACCCGACGCCUUACAGUCAUCGAACCAGGCAACGCCCCGAAAGCCCGCGAUCCCCGCUUCGACGCAGCAGUAAUGGGCCACAGCGGCGCAGGCAAGCAUCCAUCCGGAGGCAAAGCCUACGCAUUCCUAGAUGAGUACCGAGCGUCCGAAUUAAAAGAGUUGAAAACCCAACUUUCGAAAACAAAGAACGAAGAGCAGAAGGAGGCACUCAAGCGUCAGAUCCGGUCUGCGCAAGAUCGGAUGCGCGCUGCUGCGAAUAAGAAGCGCGAGACUGAUGUUCAGGCUGAGCAUAAAAAGCGUGAGAAGCAAAUGAUUCGGGAGGGGAAGAAGGCCACGCCUUAUUAUCUUAAGAAUUCUGAGCUUAAGAAGCAGGUUCUUGAGAAGAAGUUUGGGGAGAUGGGGAGUCGGGAGCGUGGCAAGGCGCUUGAGCGACGGAGGAGGAAGAUGGCUUCUAAGGAGAGAAAGGAGAUGCCUUGGGAGCGGCGAGGGUUUGGGGAAGAGGAUGGUAUGCCUAAUGGGGGGAAGAGGAGGAGGUUGGAAUAG